GAAGUAAAGAUGGCUGGCCUGUGCUGGAUGGCUGUGGUGCUGGCCAUCUUUCUGUCUGCUGGAAACAGUUUGGCUGCUGUGGAUCAGAACUGGCUCGAAAGUAUUAUAGAAGGCAUCAAAAAUCAGUAUGCUCUUGGUGACACCUUCAGUCUGGCUGUGAACAUCCCACAGAACCAAGACCCAGAUAAUCUUCAGCAAGUCUUUCAGGAUGAUCCAGUAGACAAAGUGAAACAAACUGUUUCAGAGGGUCAAGUGUAUCAGGGGACCAGGUUAGUGGCAGCAGGGGCAGUAGAAAAAGUUCUUGAAAACAUACAACCCUUUAUUAAACGCUGUCAGGGUAAUUUCCUCGUAAUAUAUUCUGAAGAAUCCCCAUGUAGUCCGACGUGUACAAAUGCAAAUGAAGACAGUAUCGCGAGCAAGAUUAACGAUGUAAUUCAGAACUGGAAGGGUUAUGCUUUUGUGUUUUCUAAAGUAGUGGAUGUUCCUGGUGCAGACAUGUCUCAACAGUCUGAAUCCUUUAAAAAACUUGGGAUUUCUAAACUUGGUCUUGACAACAUUUUCCGUUGUUACCAACCUGGAGAUGAUCCUUUUCAGUGCACCAGCUGCUCCUCAGACGGAGAUGUUACACCCUCAUGUGUUUCAAACAAUGCCCCAUCAAUUCAAGAACCUGGCGUAGCGAACGAAAUAAGUACAGCCCCACCAACAGGCAUAGACUUGAGCAAUCAAAUAUUACCUGGCCAUGGUGGACGAAAAGGUGGCAAGGUUAGAAAACAAUGCAGGCGUAAAGGUGGCUGCAAGCGCAGAGGAGGCCGCAAGCGUGGAAAAGGUGGCAAGCGUGGAAAAGGUGGCAAGGUUAGAAAAAGAGGCAAGCAACGCAAAGGAGGCAAGGGUAGGAGACGGGGUAAACCUGGAGGAAGGCGCAGAGGCAAAGGUAAAAGGCGGGGCAACAAACGUGGUAGACGCAGAAGUCGUGGAUGGUGGAUGUUACUGCGAUGAUUGCAGUAACAAUGAAAUUUGAUUGCUUAUUGAGACAAAAAUGCCUUAUGCUUAAUAAAAAUGUCUUCCUAUAGAUUUUGUGACUCUCCUCUCAGGAAUUUAAGAUGUUUUAAUGCCUACGUCUGAGUUUUGGCACUGAUACUGAAAGGAUCCAUUUUUUAAGCUUUCAAAAGAGUACGGCUGGCGGUAUUCUAUUGAAUGUGAAUAUGAAUGUUCGAUCUUGUUGGCAACAAAUCUAAUGAAAACACCAAACCAACAGUAACAGUGAAUGUCUAUCUAUUGUACUAGGUGACAUGUUUCUUCAAUACUAUGAAAACACACACACACACACACACACACACACACACACACACACACACACACACACAAAAUAUUGUACUCACUUUUUCUGUAUCAUCUGAUGUUCUGUUCUUUCUGAUUAAA
Messenger RNA from Larimichthys crocea (large yellow croaker), 1419 nucleotides. RefSeq lists its product as uncharacterized. The record is from RefSeq and is a predicted model, not a curated record. The coding region runs from base 10 to 996 and encodes 328 amino acids. The transcript is spliced from 3 exons. NCBI's taxonomy places the organism in Eukaryota, Metazoa, Chordata, Actinopteri, Sciaenidae.